Lipotes vexillifer (Yangtze River dolphin) is the source of this 1055-nucleotide messenger RNA. It is a transcript of the gene TMEM267, whose product is annotated as transmembrane protein 267. The coding region runs from base 308 to 955 and encodes 215 amino acids. Lineage: Eukaryota; Metazoa; Chordata; Mammalia; Artiodactyla; Lipotidae. The transcript has 4 exons. The record is from RefSeq and is a predicted model, not a curated record.
AUGUUUACUUUGCAAAGCAGAGACCUGAUCAUGAUGUGUGGAACUAUAAAUCCUAAGGUAUAUGAAAGGAUUCAUGACCUUGGAGUUUUGAUGCUGGGGGUGACCUGCAGGAGAGGCUGGCACUCUUGACCUUGGGGCUGCACAUGCAGGCCCAGGAUUUGGAGAAGCUGAAGGAAGAUAUGGUGAAGGCUGAAGGAGCUGCAGGCCUAGCUGCUUGCUCAUGCCAGCAAAGAUGACUGGGAAUGUAAACAAGAAUAAGCUGUUUGUUUCCUGAUGGCUUUUAGCAUAUACUGACAUACCAUUUGUGAUGGCAUCCGAGACUGAGAAGACCCAUGCUUUACUCCAGUCUUGUAGCACUGAAUCUCUUAUUUCCAGCCUUGGUCUGGGCAUAUUCUGCCUAGUAGCUGACAGACUUCUUCAGUUUUCCAUAAUUCAACAAAAUGACUGGCUUCGUGCACUCUCAGAUAAUUCAGUACAUUGCAUGAUUGGCAUGUGGUCAUGGGCAAUAGUCAUUGGAAUCAAGAAGAAGACUGACAUUGGAGAAAUCGUUUUAGCUGGAUUUUUAGCCUCUGUUAUUGAUAUAGACCACUUUUUUCUAGCUGGAUCCCUAUCUUUAAAGGCUGCUAUUACUCUUCCACGAAGACCUUUCCUUCACUGUUCUACUGUGAUACCCGCUGUGGUUCUGACCCUGAAGUUUACGAUGCACCUUUUCAAGCUCAAAGAUUCAUGGUGCUUUCUUCCCUGGAUGUUAUUUAUAUCCUGGACCUCACACCAUGUUCGAGAUGGAAUUCGCCAUGGCUUGUGGAUAUGCCCAUUUGGAGAAACUUCUCCUUUGCCAUUUUGGCUUUAUGUAAUAAUCACAUCAUCUUUACCUCACAUCUGUUCAUUCGUUAUGUAUUUCACAGGGACAAGCCAAGUGAUGUCUUCAAAACAUGGAAAUUAUAUUCAUGUCUGAGAUAACCAUAUGGCAGUCUUAAAGAACCAAUGGUUGAGAUAAUGACAGCCAACAUUAAAGUGAAUUUUUAAAACAUGUUAGGUACUUAUAUUAAUUAUAA